Molecule: messenger RNA, 8612 nt
Organism: Phyllostomus discolor (pale spear-nosed bat)
Lineage: Eukaryota; Metazoa; Chordata; Mammalia; Chiroptera; Phyllostomidae
Gene: BAZ2A
Product: bromodomain adjacent to zinc finger domain 2A
Exons: 30
Coding region: 185-5980 (1931 amino acids)
Cellular component (GO): rDNA heterochromatin
Molecular function (GO): protein binding; DNA binding
Source: RefSeq, a predicted model, not a curated record
UCACACAGGGACAUCACCCUACAGCAGUUCAGGCUGUGGUUUGCAGGAAGCAUACAUUGGCUUUUUGAUUCGUGCUAGUUCCCAGCUCAGUUUGGGAGGCUCUAACGCCAGACUUCACGUGAAGGGGGAACCAAGGUCGGUGAGGAGCUGGGUGGUCCCAGCCCUGGAGCCCUGCCAGCCUGACAUGGGGCCCUGCAGAUGUCGCUGGAAAAGUGGUGAUCCAGGCACGACCAGGCUGCCCCCACAGGACAGAGAAAUGGAGGCCAACGACCAUUUUAACUUUACUGGCCUUCCCCCUGCACCUGCUGCCUCAGGACUGAAACCCUCUCCCUCCUCAGGGGAGGGCCUCUACACUAACGGGUCUCCCAUGAACUUCCCCCAACAAGGGAAAAGUUUGAAUGGGGAUGUGAAUGUUAAUGGCUUAUCUACUGUAUCUCACACUACUACUUCAGGGAUUUUGAAUUCUGCUCCCCACUCCUCUAGCACCUCACACCUCCAUCACCCCAACGUGGCCUACGACUGUCUCUGGAACUACUCGCAGUACCCACCUGCCAAUCCUGGCAGCAACCUCAAGGACCCACCCCUUCUCUCCCAGUUCUCGGGGGGACAAUACCCACUCAACGGCAUCCUUGGAGGCAGUCGGCAACCUUCAUCCCCAAGUCACAACACUAACCUUCGGGCUGGGAGCCAAGAGUUCUGGGCCAACGGUACCCAGAGUCCCAUGGGGCUCAACUUUGACUCACAGGAACUGUAUGAUUCCUUUCCUGACCAGAAUUUUGAGGUGAUGCCCAAUGGACCCCCUAGUUUUUUCACCUCCCCACAGUCUUCUCCCAUGUUGGGCUCCAGCAUCCAGACUUUUGCACCCUCCCAGGAGGUAGGGCGUGGUAUCCAUCCUGAUGAAGAGGCAGAAAAGGAGCUGACUUCAGUUGUGGCAGAGAAUGGCACUGGCUUGGUAGGCAGCCUGGAGCUGGAAGAAGAGCAGCCAGAACUGAAGAUAUGUGGCUACAAUGGCUCCAUCCCUUCUGUGGAAUCAUUACACCAGGAAGUCUCAGUCUUGGUCCCUGACCCCACAGUGAGCUGCUUGGAUGAUCCUUCACAUCUUCCUGAUCAACUGGAAGACACUCCAAUCCUCAGUGAAGUCUCUCUGGAGCCCUUUAACACCCUGGCACCAGAGCCCGUAAGUGGAGGACUCUAUGGUAUAGAUGACACGGAGCUGAUGGAUGCAGAGGACAAGCUGCCUCUUGAGGACAGCCCUGUGAUCUCUGCCCUUGAUUGUCCUUCCCUCAACAAUGCCACUGCCUUCAGUCUCCUGGCAGAUGACAGUCAGACUUCAGCCUCUAUCUUUGCUAAUCCCACCUCUCCACCUGUUCUUGGAGAGUCUGUGCUGCAAGAUAACAGCUUUGACCUGAAUAAUGGUAGUGAUGCAGAACAGGAAGAAAUGGAGACUCAGGCUUCAGACUUUCCACCACCUCUGACCCAGACAGCCCCUGACCAGUCAUCCACUGUUCAGCUACAUCCAGUGGCCUCACCAGCAGUCUCACCAACAGCCUCCCCAGCAACCUCCCUGGCAGUUUCUCCAGCAGCCUCCCCAGAAGUCUCUACAGAGGUCUCCCCAGCAGUUUCUCCAGCAGCCUCCCCAGAAAUCUCCCCAGCAGCCUUCCCAACAGUCUCUCCAGCUUCCUCACCAGCCCUCCCACCAACCUCCUCAGAAGUUUCCUUGUCGGCCUCCCUGGUUACCUCCCCAAAAGCAUCUACUACAGCUUCUCCUGCAGCUGUCUUCCCAACAGCCUCCCAAGCAAAUAAGGAUGUCAGCAGCUUCCCCGAAACUACUGCUGACUUGGAAGAGAUCACUGGAGAAGGAGUCACUACUUCUGCUGGUGGUGAUGUUCUAAGGAGAAGGAUUGCUACCCCAGAAGAAGUUCGUCUACCCCUCCAACAUGGGUGGCGGAGAGAGGUGCGCAUCAAGAAGGGCAGCCACCGAUGGCAAGGAGAGACCUGGUAUUAUGGCCCGUGUGGAAAGAGGAUGAAACAGUUCCCAGAAGUGAUCAAGUACCUGAACCGCAAUGUGGUACACAGUGUCCGCCGUGAGCACUUCAGCUUCAGUCCCCGUAUGCCUGUUGGAGAUUUCUUUGAAGAGAGAGAUACACCAGAGGGCUUGCAGUGGAUACAACUGUCAGCAGAGGAGAUCCCGUCCAGGAUUCAGGCAAUUACUGGGAAACGGGGCCGACCUCGAAACACUGAGAAGACCAAGAUCAAAGAAGUUCCCAAGGUGAAACGGGGCCGAGGUCGGCCACCCAAGGUCAAAAUCACUGAGCUUUUCAAUAAGACAGACAACCGCCUCCUGAAGAAACUGGAGGCCCCAGAAACACUGAAUGAGGAGGAUAAAGCAAAGAUGAGUAAAAUCAAGAAGAAGAUGAAGCAGAAGAUACAACGUGGAGAGUGUCAGAUUGCUAUCCAAGGGCAGGCCAGAAACAAGAGGAAGCAAGAGACCAAGAGCUUAAAGCAGAAGGAAGCUAAGAAGAAAUCCAAGGCUGAGAAGGUAAAGACAAAACAGGAAAAACUGAAGGAAAAGGUCAAGAAGGAGAAGAAGGAGAAGGUAAAAAUGAAGGAAAAAGAGGAGAUGGCCAAAACAAAGCCAGCUUCUAAAGCAGAUAAAACACUGGCCGCGCAGAGGUGCUUGGAGGAGCGGCAGAGGCAGCAGAUGAUCUUGGAGGAGAUGAAGAAGCCAACAGAGGAUAUGUGCCUGACUGACCACCAGCCUCUGCCUGACUUCUCACGCAUCCCUGGGCUGGUCCUGCCUAGUGAGGCCUUCUCAGACUGCUUGACCAUUGUGGAGUUCCUGCACAGUUUCGGCAAGGUGCUGGGCCUUGACCCUGCCAAAGAUGUACCUAGCUUAGGGGUCCUGCAAGAGGGACUCUUGUGUCAAGGCGACAGCGUGGGCGAGGUGCAAGAUCUGCUGGUUCGGCUCCUGAAGGCUGCACUCUAUGACCCUGGCCUUCCUUCUUACUGUCAGUCCUUAAAAAUCUUGGGGGAAAAGGUGUCGGAGAUCCUACUGACAAGAGACAACGUGUCUGAGAUCCUGCGCUGCUUCCUCAUGGCAUACGGAGUGGAGCCAGUCCUCUGUGACAGCCUGCGCACCCAGCCUUUUCAGGCCCAGCCACCCCAACAGAAAGCUGCUGUCCUCGCCUUCCUUGUGCAUGAGCUCAAUGGCUCCACCCUCAUUAUCAAUGAGAUUGACAAGACCCUGGAGAGUAUGUCCAGCUACAGGAAAAACAAGUGGAUUGUUGAAGGCCGGCUGCGGAGACUAAAAACUGCACUGGCCAAGCGAACUGGGAGGACUGAGGCAGAAAUGCAGGGGCCAGAGGAAGGCCUGGGGCGGAGGCGCAGCUCUCGGAUCAUGGAGGAGACUAGCGGCAUGGAAGAGGAAGAAGAGGAGGAGAGUACAGCAGCUGUCCAUGGCCGUAGGGGUCGAAGAGAUGGAGAGAUUGAUGUCACAGCAUCUAGCAUCCCAGAGCUAGAACGCCAGAUAGAAAAGCUCAGCAAGCGUCAGCUCUUCUUUCGCAAAAAGCUGCUGCACUCAUCCCAGAUGCUUCGGGCAUUCUCUUUGGGUCAGGACCGCUACAGACGCCGCUACUGGGUGUUGCCCUAUUUGGCUGGUAUCUUUGUGGAAGGAACAGAGGGAAGCUUAGUUCCUGAGGAUAUGAUAAAGCAGGAAACUGACUCCUUGAAAGUGGCAGCCCAUUCUGCACCCAGCCCAGCCCCCUUUUCUCUGAAGAGGGAAUUAGCUGGCUCCAGCACCUCUGCCAGUUCUCCUGCCCGGGCCCGAGGCCGACCUCGGAAAACUAAGCCUGGGUCUGUGCAACCUAGGCACCUUAAAUCCCCUGUCAGGGGUCAGGGUUCAGAAGAGCCCCAAGCCCAGCUUCAGCCUGAUACUCAGCUGCACCCUCAGCCUCAGGCUUAUGCCCAGCCCCAGCUUCAGUCCCAUCCUCCAACCCAUAAUGGAUUCCUGGAGCCAGAAGGCUCCUUUUUAUCUCUGGGUCAGAGCCAGCAUGACCUCAGCCAGUCAGCCUUCCUGUCUUGGCUGAGCCAGACUCAGAGCCACGGCUCCCUGCUGAGCAGCUCAGUCCUCACACCUGAUAGCAGCCCUGGAAAACUGGAUCUGACCUCAUCACAUCCCCCGGAGGAGCCAGAGCCUGAAGAGGCAGUAUCCAACCCUGAUUCUCAAGCUCCCUGGUUUAACUUCUCAGCCCAUAUGCCCUGCAAUGCCGCCCCUACACCACCCCCUGCAGUUUCUGAGGACCAGCCCACUCCUUCCCCUCAGCUACCUGUCUCCUCCAAACCAGUGAAUAGAUCCAGUGCUGCCAAUUCCUGUUCUCCAGUGCAGCUCUCUUCCACUCCCUUGCCUGGGGUGGCUCUUAAGAGGCGAGCAGGAGACCCUGGUGAAACACCACAGAGUCCCACAGGGCUGGGGCAGCCAAAACGGAGAGGGAGACCCCCAAGUAAGUUCUUCAAACAGAUGGAGCAGCGUUACCUAAACCAGCUGACAGCCCAGCCUGUUCCCCCUGAUAUGUGCUCAGGCUGGUGGUGGAUCCGAGAUCCUGAGACGUUGGAUGCCAUGCUCAAGGCCCUGCACCCCCGAGGCAUCCGAGAGAAGGCACUUCACAAACACCUAAAUAAGCACAGGGACUUCUUAAAGGAAGUCUGCCUGCGGGCCUCAAUGGACUCCAUCUUUGAGCCCAGUCAGUUAUCUGCUUUUCAAGAAGGAAUUAUGAGCUGGUCUCCCAAAGAGAAGACAUAUGAGACAGACCUGGCUGUGCUUCAGUGGGUAGAGGAGUUGGAACAGCGGGUUAUCCUGUCUGAUCUGCAGAUCCGGGGCUGGACGUGUCCUAGCCCAGACUCUAUUCGUGAAGACUUGGCCUACUGUGAGCAUCUACCUGACCCCCAGGAAGAUAUCACCUGGAGAGGUCGAGGCAGGGAAGGACUGGCCCCCCAGCGUAAAACUACUAACCCUCUGGACCUGGCUGUGAUGCGACUGGCUGCCCUGGAGCAGAAUGUGGAGCGGCGGUACCUGCGGGAGCCCCUCUGGCCAGCUCAUGAAGUUGUGUUAGAGAAGGCCCUGCUCAGCACACCUAGUGCUGCCCCGCAGUGCGCCACUACAGAGAUAUCGUAUGAGAUCACCCCUCGUAUGCGCACCUGGCGCCAGACGCUUGAGCGGUGCAGGAGUGCUGCCCAGGUGUGCUUGUGCCUGGGCCAGCUGGAGAGGUCCAUUGCCUGGGAGAAGUCUGUCAACAAAGUGACCUGUCUAGUCUGCCGGAAAGGUGACAACGAUGAGUUUCUUCUGCUUUGCGAUGGGUGUGACCGUGGCUGCCACAUAUACUGCCAUCGGCCCAAAAUGGAAGCUGUUCCAGAGGGAGAUUGGUUCUGUGCUGUCUGUUUGGCCCAGCAGGUGGAGGGAGAAUUCGCUCAGAAGCCUGGCUUCCCAAAACGAGGCCAGAAGCGGAAAAGUAGUUAUGUGCUGAACUUCCCAGAGAGUGAUGGCCGCCCACGCCGGGUACUGUCAAGGGGCCGAGAAAGCCCAGCAGUACCUCGGUACUUGGAAGAAGGGCUGUCCCCCUCAAAGCGGCGGCGACUCUCCAUGAGGAACCAUCAUAAUGAUCUCACAUUUUGCGAGAUUAUCUUGAUGGAGAUGGAGUCCCAUGACGCAGCCUGGCCUUUUCUGGAGCCCGUGAACCCACGUUUAGUGAGUGGGUAUCGGCGCAUUAUCAAAAACCCUAUGGAUUUUUCCACCAUGCGGGAGCGGCUACUCCGGGGCGGGUACACCAGUUCAGAGGAGUUUGCGGCCGAUGCACUCCUGGUCUUUGACAACUGCCAGACCUUCAAUGAGGAUGACUCUGAAGUGGGCAAAGCUGGGCACAUCAUGCGACGCUUCUUUGAGAGCCGCUGGGAGGAGUUUUAUCAGGGAAAACAGGCAAAUCUGUGAGGCAAGGGUGGUGGGGAGUCACCUGUGGCUUUUCCCCCUGCCCUCCAAACGACAAACCCUGCCAUUCUCACCUGCUGAUGCUGCCCUAGGUUUCGACCUAAGUCAGAGAUACAUCUCUGACAUUUGGCUCUGUCUUGGGCAGCACCCACAUCCUCUUGUCCCUAUACCUCUUCUCCCUUUCCUCCUCUUGCUUGCUCCUCCAAUAAAAGGGGCAGUGAUGAGGUCCUUCUGGACUAAAAGCCAAAAAAAGAAAAAAGAAGAAAAUAAUUUUUCCUUUCUGUUUUAUUUCCUAGUUGAAAAUGAGGAGGAAAGAAGUCCCCACUUCCUCCCCCCAGCUUCCCCUCCUUCCCUGUCCAUGCCCCAGCACUCUGGGGCUAUUUAACAAUAGCAAUAGUUCUAGUGAAUGUGUGAAACCGAGAAACACUCUGUACUGUGUGUGGACCCGCAGUGACGGCCAGUAAAGUGGACUUAAUUCCCAAGUGUGUCGAGCCGGACACCGGGCCCUGAACAUGCUGCUUCCAUGUUCAGUCCCUCCCCUGCUUCUCACUUUCUAUCUCAAUUUUUCACCUUCCCUCCCCACCCCCAUUUGAGAUUUUCUGUCAUCCAGUAAUGUAAAACUAUCGUGUACGGGUUCCUUCAUCCUUUUCCAAGUCUUUUUCCCUUUCAAAGGGAAAAAAGGUUCAGUAGUCCUUGUUUCUGUCUGUCGUCAUCUUCUGCCAAUAGCUUUUCCCUCUGUAAUGUUGGGUACUCCUCACAUGCCGAGUUUCUAGCCUUUUCUGAAACUCGGUAGCUGGGAGAGGGCAGGGAGGCACUGUGGAACCUGGGCCUUGCAGCCUCCUUCCCCCGCCUCUUACCCAAACCUCCCUCUUGGGAACUCCUCAGGGACAACUACUGCUGAGUUUGGGCACACCCCAAGAUGGAGGCCAGAUAGCAAUCGACUGGCCUGAGAGGUGUGUGUGUGCGUGCGAGUGUGUGUGAGAGAAUGUGAGAGUGAGAGAGAGGACACUGUUAAUUGUGCCCCUGUAUUGUUUGAAGGCAUCCAUUCAGUUUCCCCACAUAUCUGUUUUUAUUCCCACUUUUCACAUUAUUUCAAACCAUCAUAUUUUUGUCUUUGGAAAACCACAGGAACAGUUUCUCUGGGUACAAGGCUGUCUCCUCUCUCCCAGUCAUUUCUGUUCCAGCCUCUAAACUGUGCAAUCUUUCAGCAGGAACUCCCUCUCCUUUCAGUAGCUUUGAGUCUUAGCUUUUGCAGGGAGAGGGGUAGAACUGGACCUUUCCUAAUCCCAUGAGCUUCUGUGGGUUUAGUUGUGCUUUCCUUCCCUUACCUACUUCAUACCCCAGGACCCCUUCCCCAGCAGCAGAGACCCUGGAGCACAAGAGAGUAGGGAGGAGGGGUUUGGGGUCCACUACUGCCCUACAUGUGACUAUGCCCAAGCCCCAACAUGUGAGAGGAAAGCUAACUCCCAGCUAUAGCCAUGGGCCCCUGGCCCCCUGCUUUCCUGCUCAGCAGAGCCCCUCCCAUCAGAAAUUACGGGUACUUGCACUGGGGAGGUGGCCGCUGGCUGGCCCAAGCAGAGAGCUAAGGCACCCAGGAAAUGUUCCAUUGGUGUUGUGUGGGGGGGUGCCAGGUGAGGUGGAGCGUUCCUUGUACUUCUGGCAGCACUGAAUAGCCACUGAGGGGGUGGGGGGCAGUGUAGGUCCUAGGGCAGCCCCUUUCUUAUUCCUUUAUGCCCCUUCCCCCUAGCCUAUUUCUAAAGUCGCCUUUUCUGUCAGAUAAACCUCAAAAGUUUUAAUUUUAUUUGAGACUUUCUUUUUGCUUUUAAAUAAGAGGUGGAUUGAAGAAUAUUUGAAUUGACUUUAUAUUAUGCAUAAAUAUUUAUAUUUUAUCUAAAUAACUGCGCUGUAACAAACUUUGUGUUAGUCAAAUGUUUGGAACUGUUGUAGUUGGGGGCUCUUCUUUUUCCCCAUGGCAGUUUUCCCCUGGUAUAAAAUGUACUAGGUUCAUUUUAUUGUUGGAGGCAAGGUGGAUGGGAGUGAAAUCUCAACUGUCCCUACUUUUGUGUUCUCUCCCAGCUCCAUCUCUUUCCCUAGGGACCAGGCACUCGUAAGGUGGGGUGGAGUCCGAGCCUCAGUUUGAAGAAGUGUGGGGCUGAGGGGGGUGGGGUAGGACAUGAUCAAAGGGGCCAUUCUCACUUUUAUUUCCCCAUCUUCACUGCCCCUUGAGCUAGGUGGAUUUUCUUUUCUUCAUAAAUAAGAGUAUUUGGUAGGGAAGGCAGGUUAAAAAAAAGAACCCACCCCCUACCCCUUUGUCUCCCCUCCCCUGUCAGUCUGGUAACAGGAAGAAACCACACCAUCAACACCAACAAGUUUCCGUGUUCCUUUUACAUCAAGAGGGACUUGACUUUUUAUAUAACCAAAUGUGGUGUUUUAGUGACUUUUUGAUAAUGUACAGUUUUUUGUGAAUUUAAAUUUAUUUCUUUCUAUAUUUUUAGGACCAAUCUCAUUUUUAAUAAGGUUUAAAAAAGGGAAAAAAAAGUCUAGAGAAAAACUCCUGUUUUUGCCAUGUGAUGUUCCACAAGUGCAGCUGUAGAAAAGUGCUUGUCAGUUGAAUAAAAACCACAUUUGAUAGAGA